AUGGUGCCAACAGAGUUGUCUCCGAUUCAAAAUCAACAAAUUUUAGAUUGUUUAUCAAAUCUUAAAGAUUUAUUUGUAACAGAGGAUAAUCCUGGAUUGGGCCUGACUCAUCUUGUCCAACAUAAAAUUCAGUUAAAAGAUAGUGCGAUUUCUAAGCACCAAGGCCCUUAUCGCUUACCUCCCAACAAAAAAGAAGUUUUAAGACAUCAGUUAGAUCAAUUACUAGAACAGGCUAAACAAAAACUAUUCAAUGGGAUAAUUGACAUGUUUAUGGAAUCUGGAGAUAAGUUUCCAGUUGUGUUGUCAGACAAAGCCAUUGGUGACCAGGUGAUCAUGCCGUUGACCAAUGGAGUGUGGUAUUUAAGUGGAAAUAUGGGAACGAUUCAGGAACGAGCCAAACAUUUGCCUGAUGUUCAUGUUAUUCCUGCAAGGUUUCUUUCCUAUGAUAACAUAAAUGACUAUAAGAAGAAAAAAGAAAGAUAG
This is a messenger RNA of Lottia gigantea (owl limpet), 483 nucleotides long. RefSeq lists its product as hypothetical. The coding region runs from base 1 to 483 and encodes 160 amino acids. The record is from RefSeq and is a predicted model, not a curated record. Lineage: Eukaryota; Metazoa; Mollusca; Gastropoda; Lottiidae. The transcript has 3 exons.